GCACUGCGCUUCUCAUCGGCCGUGCCCAGCUCAAGUGCCGAUCCAACCAAGGCCUUGGCUAGAAUCCUUGUCUUGUUCCUUGGAGUUUUCUCUUAACAUGACCAUGACAGUCCCUUGUUCCUGACACAGUCAGCCCUGCGGUAAGAUACACCUUGGUUGUUAGACACGCCGCUCUGGCCUGUUGACGCACCACCUUUGUUGUGCAGAUACCCUCAGACCAGGGUUCCGAGCGUAAGUCUUGGCACUAAUUCGCUCAUUACUACAAGAUUUUCCUCCUUUUCCUCAAUCAGUUAAACUCACCAAACCUCCUUCAGCGGAAUCCGGCACCUUUCUAUCCAUCUCUGCGCCCGCAACCUGCGGCGAAGCAACCCUUGCUCGACGUGGAAAGCCAGUUUUUGGCAUCAGCAGCGCGACGCAACCAUGUGGCGGCCAGAACUGAACUUUGUCAAGUUGCAUUACUUGUACAUCAUCUUUCUGGGCCUGACGAGCUUCGCGAUUCUGUAUCCAGCGGGCAAUAUCAGUGCUAUCGAUGCCUACUUUAUGGGCGCCAGUGCCUCGACCGUCACUGGGCUAGCGACCCUCGACGUCAAGGAACUGCAAACGUACCAGCAGCUGUACCUGUACUUUGUGCCCAUGUUCUCGAACCUAGUAUUUAUCAACAUUAUCGUUGUCGUUGUACGCCUGUUUUGGUUUAAUCGACACCUUAAGAAGGCUGGUUUCCCAGCACUACCAAGCCCAGCUCGAACGGUUAUCGAGGACACCCUCCCUCGGAUUGGAGAGCGGAGCCGGACGGAGCCUCCGCCGUCAAAAGCACCUCAUCGUCUAGCUCCCCCGCGUGCAGCAGUGGAUGCUGAGAAGCUUGCCGAAGAUGAAGACGAAGAAGAAGGCGAGGAAUCUAGGCGGGCCAACCAACUGGAGCCCAGGAUUACCUUUGACCCUUCUACGGACCAUCAUCCCAGACAUGAGGCGACCCUUUACAUCCCUGGGCCCCACGACGAGAUCGAGACAAUCUACCGAACCCAUUCGACGCCUGGUAGUAACCUCCGUCGCCGUCGCAGUGCUGGUCUCCGAAUGAGUGAAGCCCGCUCUAUGGAGCGCGUCGCAACAGUAGCCUCCUCAAUGUUCGUUAUCGGCGGUGCACGAGAGACUCGGAGAGAGCGUCUAACAACUGCGCCGACCAUGGCUGCAGGAGACUUUCCGCAACUCUCGCGUGAGGUUACUGUUGGUCGUAACUCCAUGUUUCACAACUUGUCGUCUAAGGAUCGCGAGGAGCUGGGCGGUAUCGAGUACCGGAGCUUGAAGCUGCUUUUGAAGAUCAUCUUGAUGUACUUCUUUGGCCUGCACUUUAUCGGAAUGAUCUGCCUUAUUGGCUGGAUUCAGUAUGCCCCUUCGAAAUAUGCCGAGCACAUUGCAGAGAGCGGGCAAAAUAAGAUCUGGUGGGCCAUCUACUCCGCCCAGACUAUGGUCGAUAACUUGGGCUUUACUCUUACCCCUGACUCGAUGAUUUCUUUCAACGAUGCACCAGCUCCAAUGCUCAUCAUGAGUGUCUUGGCCCUCGCCGGUCACACCUUUUACCCCGUUGUCCUCAGGUUCAUCCUCUGGAGCAUCUCGAAGCUUCUACCGGAAGAGUCAUCCCUUCACGAGCCUUUGUCGUUCCUCCUGAACCACCCUCGUCGAUGCUAUACCCUUCUCUUCCCUAGUGGACCAACCUGGGCGCUAUUGGGUGUCUUGGCACUACUCAACAUCGUCGAUAUGCUAUUCAUCAUUCUACUCGACCUCGAUAACGAAGCCGUGUCUACUCUCCCCGGUUGGCCUCGUUUCGCCGCCGCUGUCUUCCAGGCCGUUAGCUCUCGACACACGGGAACCACUAGUUUCAACCUGGCUGCGGUGAACCCCGCUGUACAAAUGAGCCUGUUGGUCAUGAUGUACGUGUCAGUGUACCCAAUCUCUAUCGUCGUUCGAUCUUCGAACACGUACGAGGAGCGUUCGCUCGGACUUUAUGAGCCCAGCAUUCAGCCAGAUGAGCAGAACGGCGGAUCAUACUUUGUCACUCAUUUGAGAAAUCAGCUGAGUUUCGACUUGUGGUACAUUUGCCUGGGACUCUUCUGUGUUUGCAUCGCAGAGUCGAAGAGGAUCAUGAAUGGCAACGAUCCAGCCUUCACAAUGUGGCCUAUUCUUUUCGAAGGUCUAUCGGCAUACUGUAACGUCGGCCUUAGUCUUGGCUAUCCUACGAUCGCAUCAUCAUUCUGUAGCGAGUAUUCGACUUUCAGCAAGCUGGUCAUUUGUGCCAUGAUGAUCCGGGGACGGCACCGCGGCCUUCCAUAUGCCCUGGAUCGAGCCAUUGUUCUACCGGACGAGAAGUCACUUGGCACACAGUUUGUAGAUGAGGAGGACCAUGAUCACCAUGAGUAA
Fusarium vanettenii 77-13-4 is the source of this 2412-nucleotide messenger RNA. RefSeq lists its product as uncharacterized. Gene Ontology annotation, biological process: potassium ion import across plasma membrane; intracellular potassium ion homeostasis. The record is from RefSeq and is a predicted model, not a curated record. Gene Ontology annotation, molecular function: high-affinity potassium ion transmembrane transporter activity. Lineage: Eukaryota; Fungi; Ascomycota; Sordariomycetes; Hypocreales; Nectriaceae. Bases 421 to 2412 code for a protein of 663 amino acids. The transcript is spliced from 9 exons. Gene Ontology annotation, cellular component: plasma membrane.